Molecule: messenger RNA, 204 nt
Organism: Pyricularia oryzae 70-15
Lineage: Eukaryota; Fungi; Ascomycota; Sordariomycetes; Magnaporthales; Pyriculariaceae
Exons: 3
Coding region: 1-204 (67 amino acids)
Source: RefSeq, a predicted model, not a curated record
AUGCAGCAAUGGGUUGAAUUCCGCCGCAGGGCCAGCCCACUCUCUACCCUGAAGAAUUCAAGGACAAAGUCCACAGCAGGUAUCCAAACACUCAAGCUGAGAGUUGGCGGGUCGAACAUAUUCCAAGCUUUUUGGGUGGCAUGUUGCGAGUGUAAAGAUUUGGCUUUAAAUCUGGGAAAGUGUAUCGACCUAUGUUACUUUUAA